AACGGCGGCGGCCGGAGGAGGAAGAAGAGGAGGAAGAGGAAGCGGCGGCGGCGGCUCAGGGAGACUUGGGGGCCGCUCCAGAGUUCUGCUUUUUUUCCACCGAUCUAACAGACCUGGAGCCAGCAAGACUCGGACAAAAGGACUUAAUCAGGUUUAUGUGUGCUAAAGGUUAUGAAGACAGCAUGGAGUUUCCUGACCAUAGUAGGCAUUUACUACAGUGUCUGAGUGAGCAGAGACAUCAGGGUUUUCUUUGUGACUGCACUGUUCUGGUAGGAGAUGCCCAAUUCCGAGCACACAGAGCUGUACUGGCUUCGUGCAGCAUGUAUUUCCACCUAUUUUACAAGGACCAGCUGGACAAAAGAGACAUUGUUCAUCUGAACAGCGACAUUGUUACAGCCCCAGCUUUCGCUCUCUUGCUUGAAUUCAUGUAUGAAGGGAAACUCCAGUUCAAAGACUUGCCCAUUGAAGAUGUGCUAGCAGCUGCCAGUUAUCUCCACAUGUAUGACAUUGUCAAAGUCUGCAAAAAGAAGCUAAAAGAAAAAGCCACCACGGAGGCAGACAGUACAAAAAAGGAAGAAGAUGCCUCAAGUUGUUCAGACAAAGUGGAGAGCCUCUCUGAUGGCAGUAGCCACAUGGCAGGAGAUAUACCCAGUGAUGAAGAUGAAGGAGAAGAUGAAAAAUUGAGCAUCCUGCCUAGCAAAAGAGACUUGGCGGUCGAGCCUGGGAACAUGUGGAUGAGAUUGCCCUCGGACUCGGCAGGCAUUCCCCAGAGUGGCGGAGAGGCAGAGACACACGCAACAGCAGCUGGAAAAACAGUAGCCAGCCCCUGCAGCUCAACGGAGUCUUUGUCCCAGAGGUCUGUCACCUCCAUGAGGGAUUCAGCAGAUGUUGACUGUGUCCUGGACUUGUCUGUCAAGUCCAGCCUUUCCGGAGUUGAGAAUUUGAACAGUUCUUAUUUCUCUUCGCAGGACAUGAUGAGAAACAACCUGGUGCAGGUGAAGGUGGAGAAAGAGGCUUCCUGUGAUGAGAGUGAUGUUGGCACUAAUGACUAUGACAUGGAACAUAGCACUGUGAAAGAAAGUGUGAGCACUAAUAACAGGGUACCGUAUGAGCCAGCCCACCUGGCUCCUAUGAGGGAAGAUUCUGUUCUGAGAGAGCUAGAUAGAGAGGACAAAGCAAGUGAUGAUGAAAUGAUAACUCCAGAGAAUGAGAGAGUUCAGGUGGAAGGGAAUAUGGACAGCAGUCUGCUCCCUUAUGUCUCCAACAUACUUAACCCUGCAGGCCAAAUUUUCAUGUGCCCCCUCUGCAACAAGGUCUUCCCCAGUCCCCACAUUCUGCAGAUUCACUUAAGUACGCACUUUCGAGAGCAGGACGGGAUCCGCAGCAAGCCUGCCACUGAUGUCAAUGUCCCGACCUGCUCCUUGUGUGGUAAGACUUUUUCUUGCAUGUACACCUUGAAACGUCACGAGAGGACUCAUUCAGGCGAAAAGCCGUACACUUGCACCCAGUGUGGAAAGAGCUUCCAGUACUCCCACAAUCUGAGCCGCCAUGCCGUAGUUCACACACGGGAGAAGCCACACGCAUGCAAGUGGUGUGAACGCAGGUUCACACAGUCCGGAGACCUUUACAGACAUAUUCGCAAGUUUCACUGUGAGUUGGUGAACUCAUUGUCUGUCAAAAGUGAAGCACUGAGCUUACCUACUGUCAGAGACUGGACAUUAGAAGAUAGCUCGCAAGAACUUUGGAAAUAGAAUUUUUAUAUAUAUAAUUAAUAUAUAUAUAUAUAAAUCUAUAUAGUUGUGGUACAGUCUAAAAGCAGUCUUGUUUCCUUGAACUGAAAGUUUGGCCAUUAGCUUGUUUUAUGCACUUUAAGGCGGCAUGAACAUUUCAUUACUUAGUGCUCUGAUAAAAUGAACUAUAGAAAUGAGACUAAUAGACUUCAUAAAUGUUUCCCCAUCAAGUACUUAUUUUAAACAAAACUGCAAAUGAAAAUAAUGUGAUUUUUAAGGUUCUAUUUAACCUUCCAUGCAACACUGCAUCAUUUCAAACUCUAUUUAAAACAAAAAGUGAACAGAAAUCCCCUCCAGUGUUUUAUCAAUUUGUUUAAAUUUUUUAAAAAACUGCAUGCAUCUUUUCUAGCUGUGGGAAACCUGAAUGCUUUUAGACCCAAACGAUAAAUUUCCGAAAUGCUGGAGUAUCUAUUUUUAAACAAGCAGUUGAGAUAUUGUAAUUUGUGGAUUACAACAGUUCCCAAUUUAAAAACAAAAACCACCAGAUUUUUGAAAAUACACUGGAAUUGCUGGGACUGUGUGAAGGUUUGCUUGGGAUAAAAAAGGACGUUGCAGCUUUAGCAGUUGCGAACUGUGCAUUUAAAAAUGUGAAUUACUGUUGUAUACUGUAAUUGAUUAAAUGGGCUGGGGGGUGUCAAGGAAAUUGACAAGUUGUAUUAAUGCUCUCAGUUGAGUCUUGAAAAGUAAAUAUUAACGCUACGGAAAUGCAUGCGUUUCAGUAUAUUUUUGUCUUUGUUUGCAUUGUAUAACUUUAAUGAGUGAGUUUUAAAACUUAUUUAAUUUUUUGUAGGAAAAAAAAACACCACUGGAAAAAUUGGUGUUAAUGAAGAACAUAAAUGCACUGUUUUUUAUUUUAUAUAAUUUAAAUUAAUUGCCCACUGUCUUUAAGUUGAACAAAAGCUACAUGUUGAUUUUAGCUAUGUAAAGGAAGAUAGUAAUGUUUACAAACAGGCUUAGAGAUUUGCAUGUGCAGUGUACAUUUAUCAAAAAAUCUGAUUGCACAAAACUCAUGCCAGCUCUAACUUUAGAUGCAUACAUUACCCAUAUGAGCAUUUUUAGAAUUCCUGCUGCACAAAUUAACAAUAGGUCAUUCAUUUUUCGCCCCUUGAAAAGAUUCUAUGGAGUGAAAAAGCCCCAGGCUGAAAGGACUAGAAAACCUUGAUUGACAUGGGGUGGAAUAGGGUGGGGUGGGGGAACGGCAGGAGAAAAGUUGGGGGAGGGUUUGUGAACUGUGUAUCCAAGCAGCAAAGUCUGCAGCCUGACGUGUGGUUUUAAUGAUCAACACACGGGGCAAAAACAUUUUGCACAGUGUUUGUUUUCCUGUCUUGCACUUACAAAUAAGGUCUAUGGGAGUAGCAUGGAAAAUUGUUUUUUCUUCUUUCUGCUUUUGUUUAGAAUUUGAUCGCCUUAACUACUGUAAACAUAGCCUAUUUUUGUGCUUAAGAAAAACUGAAUGGAAAACUCCAUUGUGUAUUGCUGGACUGUUUUGGAAAUAUUUUGGUCAAAUGUAUGUUAAUUUGGCUGUAAUGGCAUUUAAAACAAAAAAAGCUGUGAAAAUGGCCUUGGAGCAUUAUUUUUAGUUACUUGAAUAGUCUAGGUUUUAAAAAUACAUUCUUUUUAUUAAUUUAGAAAAGACAAUCAAUGUCUGAGAAAAAUGGACUACUUUUGGAUUUUUUUUGUGGACGUGAGUGAUUGUUUUUUCGGGGGGAGGGGGGGGUUGGCUUUUAGUUUCACAUUCUUCUUUGGUUCUAAAAAUUAGACUGACAUCUAGCUUUGACAAUCAUAGUAUGUUUUAUUUUCCUGAGGGGGAGGGGGAAUAACUUAUAAUGCUGUUUAGUUUUGUACUAUUGGUGUGUUGGUGAAUUUUUAAACUGUGUGCUAACUGCAAUAAAUUAUACAUACUGAGAAAUCAA
Molecule: messenger RNA, 3703 nt
Organism: Lacerta agilis (Sand lizard)
Lineage: Eukaryota; Metazoa; Chordata; Lepidosauria; Squamata; Lacertidae
Gene: ZBTB18
Product: zinc finger and BTB domain containing 18
Exons: 3
Coding region: 156-1751 (531 amino acids)
Biological process (GO): regulation of transcription by RNA polymerase II
Cellular component (GO): nucleus
Molecular function (GO): protein binding; RNA polymerase II cis-regulatory region sequence-specific DNA binding; DNA-binding transcription factor activity, RNA polymerase II-specific
Source: RefSeq, a predicted model, not a curated record